Messenger RNA from Euleptes europaea (tarantolino), 556 nucleotides. It is a transcript of the gene C6H15orf62, whose product is annotated as chromosome 6 C15orf62 homolog. The record is from RefSeq and is a predicted model, not a curated record. Bases 9 to 542 code for a protein of 177 amino acids. Lineage: Eukaryota; Metazoa; Chordata; Lepidosauria; Squamata; Sphaerodactylidae. The transcript has a single exon.
CCCUCACCAUGGACACUUGGCAGAGAGGAUCUGUCAGGUCCUCAGGCUUCUUCAAGCGCCUCUCACUCCGGAGGAACAAGAAACUGGGCAGUCAAGUAAUUAUCUUGAAUCAGAACAGCCAGACGCUAGACUCCAAUGGACAAUACAACAAAAGGGAGCUCCUAAGAGACCUGAAAGGGAAGUCGAACUACCUCUCCUGUCAGAGUGAGCAAAACCUAGCCACCAAGAUGCAGCCGCCUCCCAAACCACCGCGACUGUACCUGGACAGCACCAGCUGCCCCAACAUAAUAGACCACACUGAUUUGCCCUCUGCAGAGGAUUCCUUUCCAAGCACUCCCCGUCACUCCCAUAAGGCCACUCAGACACCGUCAGAUCUUUUUUGCAAGAACCAAGAUACGGACUGGUGCCACUCUGAAACCAUCUCAUGGUACAGUACGCCUGAUCCAUCUGACCCUUUCUUUUCUUUCAAACUAGACUUGGGCCCCUCGCUUCUUGAAGACAUUCUGCAGACACUCAAAAGCCAGAAUUUGCUACUGAAUUAAUUACCACUUUAGCU